CCAUAACCAUCCUCUUCUCCAUAUAUAUCCACCAAAAAUCCCUCAUUUAGACUCCAGAAACCUUUGAGAGAAACCCAUUUAUUAAUACCCACAAACCAAAAUGGAAGCCAAAUCAGUUGUUUCCUCUGCUAUUUUCACUAGCUCUUCACUUACUCCAGCUUUUCGUGCUAAUGAUAUAAAUAAAAGAAAGCUAUUGCUUUUGCCGUUAGCAAUUAAUCCAAAGCGAUGGAGCAUUGGAGUUAAUCAGAGAAGUUUCAGAUUCCGCCCAACAAUGGCUAGUCUGAGAGGUAAUUUGGAAGUUCCAACUUCUGUACCAGUACGAGUUGCACAUGAACUUCUUCUAGCUGGACACAGAUAUUUGGAUGUUAGGACUCCUGAAGAGUUCAGUGCUGGACAUGUGGUGGGGGCUAUUAAUAUUCCAUAUAUGUACAAAGUUGGAUCAGGAAUGUCAAAAAAUCCCAAAUUUCUUGAGCAAGUAUCUCAACAUUUUGGAAAAUAUGAUGAAAUUCUUGUUGGCUGUCAACUGGGGAAAAGGUCUAUGAUGGCUGCAACUGAUCUUGUAGCUGCGGGUUAUACAGGUGUGACCGACAUUGCAGGUGGAUAUGCUGCUUGGACACAGAAUAAACUUCCAACAGAAAUUUGAUGUGUAUGUUUAUGGGAAAUGUAAAUGCUUAUUAAAGCUCGAAGUAAGAAUUCAUUAAAGACAAUUAGGAGGGAAGAAGGUGAUUUGCUAGAAGACAUUAUUAACCAGUACAUAUUAACAAUGGAAAGUAUUAAAAAGAGAAAUAUUGUAAAGCAUAUUGAAGUCUCCUUGGCCCAUGGAAAAUCAAUAUCAUAUAAAAAAAAAUAAAAAAUAAAUAUAAACCAAAAAUCUACUGUUGUAAAUUUCAUGAAACUAAACUUCGAACUUUUUUUAUAAAGUUCAAGAAGUUUACUGUAGUCCUGUCUUAUUAUUCAAAUGUAAAUAUACAUAUGUUGGCAAAUCAUCUAAA
This is a messenger RNA of Jatropha curcas, 992 nucleotides long. RefSeq names its product thiosulfate sulfurtransferase 16, chloroplastic. NCBI's taxonomy places the organism in Eukaryota, Viridiplantae, Streptophyta, Magnoliopsida, Malpighiales, Euphorbiaceae. The record is from RefSeq and is a predicted model, not a curated record.